GACAAAGGCAAGAUUGGGGCGGACAAGUUGCACAACUGGUUCAAGAGCUGCCAUUGGGCGAAAGACACGGAGAUCCCCAGCAAGACUGUAGUGGAGACAGCCAUCACAUUGUGGAAGAAAUUGAACACGGUCACAGGCUUGCUUCAAGUCGUGCAUCAAGCUGAGCUUCUCUAUGGUGCUGCGGACUCGCCGUUUCAAACGAUCCUGCAAAUGAAUGCCAUGACUCUUGGCAGUCAGAAGCCAACGGGGCAAAGGUUGCUGUGGGUGUUCCAGUCCGUUCUGGACAUGCGACGAGCCGGCGCCCUGAAGCUGGAAGACAUCACCAAGAACAAGUUAGUCGAUACAGCUACCUUUACGCCGUGCGAUUUGUUUGCUUACAAGUAUGGUGUUCUGCAGGAGCUCCUGGCCCCUGAGAAUAUGAGCCUGUUCAACACGGAUUUUGUUGCCGAGUGCCGCAGGCAUCUGAAUGAUGUCGAGUCUUUCCGGAAAGCUUUUGGGUACCGCAACAAUGAGGCCGCAAUGUAUCAAGGCACUCCUGAAGCAGCGACGUGGCGCAGCUCCCUGCAGAAGCACGAGGACGGAGCUGAGACUGCGACAUUCCUGGACUUCGUGGAGGCCGCAAUCUUCGAUCGGAACUGCAUGAAGAUGGCGAAGCCGGCUGUGGAUGCUUUGAAGCAUGGGACCAUCGCUACUGGCCUUCAGGCAGUCCAUGAUGCCGCCCACCAGCUCUUGUCAGAAAGUAUGCCCAAAAAGGCUGAUGACGCCGAGCCAGCGCAAAUGGAAGUAGAUCCUGAAGAAGCGGGAAAAUCCAAAGAGGAUGAUCCCAUGGCGGAGAUGGACGAGGAGUCUCGCGAGGCCAUGGCGAGGUGGCAAGCCGCUGCUGCCUCGAGAGUCCGAAACUGCGUGGAGCUCAUGGUGCGGCCCGCCAAGUUGUCCCAAGAUGAGAUGAUUGAGAUGCUCCGGCAGUCCCCUGGUUUCAUGCAGAAGCCUGCUGAGCACCAUUUCAACUUGGUGGUUUAUGAUGGCAAGACGGAGGGUGAGUCCAAGACACAGCCGGCCAUCCGCAUGCCCGCCAACCGGCAGAGCUACAUGGCUGCAUCAGUCGGUGCCGCCCUGAGAGCUGGUUGCGAGGAGUACUUGGCCUCUGGGCAGCCGGAGGAGGAUGUCUUGGAGAUCAAUGGCAACACGAUCUUCCUGUUCUUUGACGCCUUCAAACGUGACAAUCACAGCAUCUUUGAGAAGAUUUUCCAGCUGCCAGAUCGCAAGCUCCAGAAGAGUCGCCGGCUGUUGUACAUUUCGUACGAGGAAUCUACAUUCCUCAGGCGGACCCGCACCAGGGUCAGCAAUUGGCUCGACAUGGACAUUGUCGAACAGGCGGUCAUCAUCAGCCGGGAGUCUUUGAAGUUGCAGCCUCGGCAGCGACUGAAGUACGAGAACAGCUCAAAUCGUUUCAAUCAUAUCGGGCCGGUCACAUUGGAGGACCCUACGAAAGAUUGGAAUCUUACCAUCGCUGAGAAGAAGGAGCUGCUCGGGGACACUCUGCGAGAACAGGGAGGGAAGGCUAGCGUGCUGCCUGACGCAGAGUUGAUGCCCCAGAAACGUGCUGCCACGGACUUGGAGCCCGUGAGCUGGCAUGGCAAUUCCGUGGACUUUUGGAAAGAGAUGCUCCAUGGAUAUCUCGCAUCUUCGGUCACGGACCUGACUCCUCAGAAUGACAACCUGGCACUGGCCGCCAUCCAGCUCAAUGUCAAGUACGUUGCUUUCUGCAACACUCAUGCCCAUGUGGAGAUGUUGCAGAAGAGGCUCCAGGAUCGCGUCUUUGAGCUCCAGCGUGAUCCCUCCUGUGAGAGCUUGUACAGUGCGGUGGCUGUUUCGGAGCUUGAGUUCCUUUCUCAGGGCCAGGGUGAUGCGGCGGCCCCCAACAAGAAGGGUGCGAAGGGCAAGGGCAGGAAGGCUGGCAGGACAGGGAAGGGCAAGAGCAAAACAGGUGGGCCUGAUGCACAGGGAUCCGGGGAAAGGGGCGCAGGCGAUGCUGCUGGCCCAGGAGCUGGAGCCAAGGGUGGCACAGAAGGUUCGGGCGAAGGCGCGCCCAAUCCAGGAGGCGAUGGCGCCACAUCUGGCAAGGGUCGCAGGACUGGCAGGACAGCGUCAUCAUCGUCAGACUUGGCAGCGCUGCUGAAGAAGAUCACUGGCGGUGAGUCCUCCAGUGGUGACACCAAGGGCCAGGGGGACGCCUGA
Messenger RNA from Symbiodinium pilosum, 2238 nucleotides. The record is from the annotation of a GenBank genome assembly. Lineage: Eukaryota; Dinophyceae; Suessiales; Symbiodiniaceae.